Messenger RNA from Aureobasidium melanogenum CBS 110374, 1044 nucleotides. Its product is annotated as NAD(P)-binding protein. NCBI's taxonomy places the organism in Eukaryota, Fungi, Ascomycota, Dothideomycetes, Dothideales, Saccotheciaceae. The record is from RefSeq and is a predicted model, not a curated record. The transcript is spliced from 2 exons. The coding region runs from base 1 to 1044 and encodes 347 amino acids. Gene Ontology annotation, molecular function: oxidoreductase activity.
AUGACCGCGGCGGUGCUAUCAUCGCCUGGUGCCAGUCCUCCAUCGAAAUGCUUCACAAUGGAUAAAGAGUAUCCUAGGCCUACACUCCCAUCACCAAGCUGGGUUUUGGUAAAAGUCAAGGCUGCUGGACUAAACCGUGCUGAGCUUCGUGGCCGGAAUGGUGACAAACCAGCACCGCCCGAAUUCGGAAUGUUUGUUGAUGAAUAUCAUCCUGACCCACCAAAGAUUCUCGGUGAGGAAUUUGUAGGCACAGUCGAAGAAGCAGGCUCUGAAACCAAGUUCAAGAAGGGAGAGCUGUGCACUGGAUUCAUCUACGGAGGCGGCAAAGCAUUUGAUGGAGCCUACGCUGAGUAUGUCAUCUGCCCGGCCCAACGUCUGUUCAGACUUCCACAGACUUCCCUAUCUUGGGAUGUUCUUGGUGCUAUCACAAUGUCCAUGUGGACAGCAUAUGGUUCCUUGUUCGAAGCAGCUCAACUCACCAACGGAGCCACUGCCCUGAUCCAUGGAGCAACGAGUAGUGUCGGCGUCUGGGCCGUACUCUUAGCGAAAGACCACGGAUGUACUGUCAUUGCCACAACGCGCAAGCAGGAUAAGGCUGAGAAGCUGAAGUCGAUUGGAGCAGACCAUGUCGUUCUCGAAGAGGAGCUCAACAAUCAACUGGAAAAGCUAGCACCCAGUGGUGUCGACUGUCUCCUGGAGCUCGUUGGCCCUGAUACAAUUGAGUCCCUCGCCCUGCCGAAUCUGGCAAAACAUGGCUCAGUUGUGGUUACAGGUGUUCUGACUAAGCAGUGGGCCAUGAAGGAGUUUACACCUGCUCUCAUUCCACCUACGCGAAAGAUGACUUUCUACAGUUUAGAGCCUGGGCAGGAGGAGGCUGAAGGUGUGGAGAAAAUUGUUGGAGAAGUAGUCAAGAAAGUCGAAUCUGGGACAUUCAAGCCAGAGCAUUUCCUUGAUAAGACAUUCCCCUUGGAGAAGAUAGGCGAGGCCCAUGAAUAUAUGGAAGACAGCAAGGCGGUCGGAAAGGUGGUUGUGACUAUUCCUUGA